AGAACGAGUCAUUUCUCUCUUUCUUUUUCUGGCUUCUUCUUCUUCUUUUAUCUUUUUCUUUUUCUCGGCAGCUUUUUCUUCUUCCUCUUCUACUGUUUUCGUUGAACCACAAGCAAUGGAACGGCAAACCCUAGAAGCCACCUUGCCUCUCCACACUGCGCGCUUUGAACCUUAGUUUCCCACUGCACUUCGCCUACAGAAGCUCGGGCGGCGCAACAGCCGUCUUUCGGCGCUGGAUUCGUAAAAGAAUACAUUAAACUUCAAGUUCUUCAACCUCUAACCAUCGGUUUUUUCAUUUGCCUUCAAUUGAAACCCUAACUCGUAAAUCCUUGCAUCCUCGUUCUAAUCUGUCAAUUCUCUCGAGUAUCUUUUGAUUCAGUUGCGUUCGGCAGCAAAAAUGUCGUCUCUGAGCCGGGAAUUGGUGUUUCUGAUUCUUCAAUUUCUCGAGGAGGAGAAAUUCAAGGAGACUGUGCAUAAGCUGGAGCAGGAAUCAGGCUUCUUCUUCAAUAUGAAAUAUUUUGAGGAGAAAGCCCUGGCUGGAGAAUGGGACGAGGUUGAGAAAUACCUUUCUGGGUUUACCAAAGUGGAUGACAAUCGAUACUCCAUGAAAAUAUUCUUUGAGAUUAGGAAGCAGAAGUAUCUCGAGGCUCUCGACAAGCAUGACAAAGCGAGGGCUGUUGAGAUUUUGGUGAAAGAUCUAAAAGUUUUUUCAACAUUUAACGAAGACUUGUACAAAGAAAUUACUCAACUUUUAACCCUUGAUAACUUCAGGGAAAAUGAACAGUUGUCAAAGUACGGUGAUACCAAAUCAGCAAGAAGCAUAAUGCUAUUAGAACUUAAAAAAUUGAUAGAAGCAAAUCCCCUCUUCCGAGAUAAGCUUAUAUUUCCCACCUUGAAGGCAUCGAGGUUGCGAACUCUGAUUAAUCAAAGUUUGAAUUGGCAGCACCAGCUGUGCAAAAACCCAAGACCAAAUCCAGACAUAAAAACUCUAUUCACUGAUCACACUUGUUCACCCCCAAAUGGAGCACGAGCACCUACUCCUGUCACUUUUCCUGUUGCAGCUGUUGCAAAGCCUUCUACUUAUGCUCCACUUGGAGCACAUGGUGGACCAUUUCCUCCAGCCCCACCAACUGCCAAUGCUAAUGCUUUAGCAGGAUGGAUGGUGAAUGCUAAUCCUUCCUCAUCUGUUCAAUCAUCUGUGGUUGCUGCUUCAUCAUUGCCUGUUCCCCCAAAUCAAGUCUCUGUCUUGAAGCAUUCAAGAACACCUUCUAAUGCUCUUGGAAUGAUGGACUAUCAAAACAAUGAUCACGAGCAAAUGAUGAAACGGUUGCGUUCAGCACAAUCUGUUGAUGAGGUUACAUAUCCUGUGCCACCUCAACAAGCCUCUUGGUCGAUUGAUGACUUACCUAGGACUGUUUACUGUACACUACCUCAGGGAUUAACGGUGACUACCAUGGAUUUUCAUCCUUCCCUCCAUUCGCUACUUGCUGUUGGCUGUGGCAAUGGUGAAAUUUCACUGUGGGAAGCAGGGCAACGAGAGAGACUGAUAACAAAGCCAUUCAAGAUAUGGGAUAUGGCUGCUUGCUCUGUCUUAUUUCAGGCUGCAAUUGUGAAGGACUCAGCCAUAUCUGUUAGCCGUGUGUCAUGGAGUCCAGAUGGCAAUUUUCUUGGGAUUGCUUUCACAAAACAUUUGGUUCAUUUAUAUGCCUAUCAAGGACCUAAUGAUCUAAAGCAGCAUUUGGAGAUUGAUGCUCAUAUUGGUAGUGUGCAUGAUUUGGCAUUUUCUUACCCCAACAAACAACUAUGCAUGGUAACUUGUGGAGAUGAUAAGUUGAUAAAGGUGUGGGAUUUGAGUGGCCGGAAGCUCUUUAACCUUGAAGGUCAUGAAGCACCAGUUUAUUCUGUUUGUCCUCACCAGAAGGAAAACAUCCAGUUUAUAUUUUCAACUGCUGUUGAUGGAAAAAUCAAGGCCUGGUUGUAUGACAACAUGGGCUCCAGGGUCGAUUAUGAUGCCCCUGGGCAGUGGUGCACCACAAUGCUUUAUAGUGCUGAUGGAAAUAGAUUGUUUUCUUGUGGGACAAGUAAAGAUGGAGAUUCCUUCCUAGUUGAGUGGAAUGAAAGUGAAGGAGCAAUAAAGAGAGCAUAUUCUGGAUUUAGGAAGAAAUCUGCUGGCAUUGUGCAAUUUGACACAACAAAAAACCGCUUUUUGGCUGCUGGUGAAGAUAACCAGAUAAAGUUUUGGGAUAUGGAUAAUCUCAACGUUCUUACCAGUACAGAUGCUGAGGGUGGUCUUCCUAGUCUUCCUCGGUUGAGGUUCAAUAGAGAAGGAAAUCUGCUUGCUGUUACUACGGCAGAUGGUGGUCUGAAAGUCCUUGCAAAUGCUGAAGGCCUCAAGUACUUAAGAGCCAUUGAAGCUCGGUCUUAUGAAGCAUCUAAACCACUGUUGGAGACUAAGGUAUCUGGUUCUUCUCUGGUCGCAAAUAUCAACCCACUCAUCAAUAAAGUAGAACGUGUGGACAGAAGUUCACCUGCUGGGCCUGCACCAAUGCUUAAUGGAGGAGAUUCUUCAGCUAGAAGCAUAGAGAAGCAAAGAAGUCUGGAUGAUGUGUCUGAUAAGUCCAAGCCUUGGGAACUAACUGAGAUUGUUGAUCCUUCUCAGUGUCGAACAGUUACCAUGCCAGACAGUUCCGAUCCCUCCAACAAAGUUGCUCGUCUUCUUUACACAAAUUCUGGUGUUGGCCUUCUGGCUCUUGGUUCUAAAGGGAUUCAGAAACUGUGGAAAUGGAGUCGUAGUGAACAGAAUCCUAGUGGAAAGGCCACAGCAAGUGUUACUCCCCAGCAUUGGCAACCAAACAGUGGUCUUCUGAUGAUCAAUGAUGUUCCAGACAAUUCUGAAGAAGCAGUUCCCUGCAUAGCACUUUCAAAGAAUGAUUCUUAUGUUAUGUCUGCAUGUGGAGGAAAAAUUUCUCUGUUCAACAUGAUGACUUUUAAGGUAAUGACAACUUUCAUGCCACCUCCUCCUGCCUCAACUUUCCUUGUAUUUCAUCCCCAAGAUAAUAACAUCCUUGCAAUCGGAAUGGAAGAUUCAACUAUUCAUAUAUACAAUGUCAGGGUUGAUGAGGUCAAGUCUAAAUUGAAGGGUCACCAGAAACGUAUUACUGGUUUAGCUUUCUCAACUAACCUCAAUAUCUUGGUUUCAUCUGGUGCUGAUGCUCAGAUUUUCUUUUGGAGCAUUGACUCAUGGGAUAAGAAGAAAUCUUUAUCAAUCCCAAUGCCUACUGGUAAGGCACCUGCUGGUGAUACUCGAGUGCAAUUCCACUCUGAUCAAGUACACUUGCUGGUAUGCCAUGAGACACAGUUAGCAAUAUAUGAUGCUUCAAAAGUUGAAUUAAUUCGACAGUGGGUGCCUCAAGAUUCAAUGCCUGGUUCCAUAGCCUCUGCGACUUAUUCCUGUAAUAGCCAACUAAUUUUUGCUGCUUUCACUGAUGGAAAUAUUGGAGUUUUUGAUGCUGAUAGCUUGAGACCCAGAUGUCGUAUAGCUUCUUCUGCUUAUUUACCGCAGUCAUCGAACAGCCAAAAUGUGUACCCUCAUGUUAUUACAGCACAUCCGCAAGAGCCAAAUCAAUUGGCUGUUGGGCUGACAGAUGGAUUCAUUAAGGUUUUGGAGCCCUCAGAUUCUGAGGGUAGGUGGGGAGUUAGAGCACCUGUUGAUAACGGGACUCUAAAUGGUAGGACAGCUGCAUCACCGUCGGUCACCAACAAUUCCACAUCUGAGCAGCUCCAAAGAUGAUGGUUUGUUUGAAUUAAUUUUUUAUUUAUUCUUGUAUGAUAGUAAAACUGUUAGGUUGACUGUUACUUAAUUGUUGUAUCAGUGUUCGGCGAGCAUAAAGAUGGUUAGGUAAAGAUAACAUAUACGUAAAAUACAUGUAAUAUUUUCUCCAGCAAACAUCACAUUUGAUUAUUGCUUCUAGUAUCUCAGUUCAAGUGGCUACUGGCAUCACGUACUGUGUUGCUUCGACGUU
Molecule: messenger RNA, 4022 nt
Organism: Prosopis cineraria
Lineage: Eukaryota; Viridiplantae; Streptophyta; Magnoliopsida; Fabales; Fabaceae
Product: topless-related protein 2-like
Exons: 25
Coding region: 398-3790 (1130 amino acids)
Biological process (GO): regulation of DNA-templated transcription
Molecular function (GO): protein binding
Source: RefSeq, a predicted model, not a curated record